Molecule: messenger RNA, 2247 nt
Organism: Moneuplotes crassus
Lineage: Eukaryota; Ciliophora; Spirotrichea; Euplotida; Euplotidae
Source: the annotation of a GenBank genome assembly
AUGUAUCACUUCACUGAUGAUGGUACCGUUGUACAAGGAGACUUAGCAACAUCAGCGCAUGUUAAUGUUGCAACCGCAAGGAACCAUACUUAUAGGGACGAAUUAAUGCAACAAAUGCAAGAGAAAUAAAAACAAAGACUUCUUACAAAAGGUUGAAGACAGAGGCCUUGAUUACAUGCAUUUGAACACUCUUGGGAACGGAAGACUUCUAUCUAGAGGAGGGGGAGGAGCCCCACUUAUGGAUCAAUUUGGUAAUAUUGUAGCAGGUAGAUCUCCUCAUAAGAGCAAUAUGUUCCUUAGAUCUAAUAUUGGAACUCCGUUAGUAAUUAAUUCAGGUAAUGGGAUAAAUACAAUAAAUGCUCAAAAUCCUUUUAUUAUUCCAGGGGUUGAUCAAAGCCCUACAAAUGUAGUUUUAACUAAUGCUCCAAGGUUUGGAGAUGGACAACCAAUAUCAGGAGAAACUCUCUUAAUGCCAGGAGGUCAGCCGUUUAUCCCAUCCCCAGAAAUAUUUCUUAAUGGCUCACAAUCAUUGCCAAGCUUACAUAUCCCUGGCUGGGGUUCAGCUAUUGGAACUGAAAAAUCGCCUGUGCGUCAGAGCAUAACCGAAUAUAUAAAAACUGAUUCUGGAGUGGUUCCUGGAACUUCUAAUGAAAUUACUCACGAAAACUAUUUGAAAUACAGGCAAGUCAGAGAAGAAAAUGAUAGACUGAGUCAACUCGAAUUCAACCACUACAAGAAACUCCAUCCUGACAUGAACCCCGAAGACAUCAGCAGAGCUCGAUAUCUCUAUGGUAAAGACUAUCCUCCUAAGUCUCCAUAUCGAGGUAGCAACUGGUACAGAGACGAUCCGUACUGGUGGGACGACUACUAUUGGGGAAACAGACUUGGCUCCAGAUAUGGCUCAAGACAUGGUUCAAGAUAUGGCUCAAGAUAUGGCUCAAGACAUGGCUCAAGACAUGGCUCAAGACAUGGUUCAAGAUAUGGCUCAAGACACAGUAGAAGAGGCAAAUGGUUCGGAAAUAGGUAUGAUAAUUAUUACUAUGAUGGAUAUUAUGAUGAAUACUCCGACCCCUAUUACAAAGGCUAUGAUUAUGAUGACUAUUAUCGGCAUGAUAGGCUAGGUACUUACAAAGGCAAGAGAGAUCCUAAUGCAAAGCGUGGAGAAUAUGGACAUUGGCAUAAUGAUGCCGAGGCCAAGUUCCGACCUCCACAGUGGUCUAAACAGCAGGACUGGGACCCUUACCUUUGGAGGAGAAACAAACCACCUCCUUUCUGGAUGUACGGAGACGACAAGAAGACACACUGGGAGUUCAAGAAACAAUGGGAGCGAUGGUAUAAAGGUGACUCAAAAGACUGGUGGGACAAGUAUGUUCCUGAUGAUUUCAAAGGCAAAGUUGAGAACUUAGUCAAUGACAAAAUUCAGAAAGUAGCCAAUGAUUUAACUGAAAAAGAACGAGCCCUGUAUGAUCGGAUCAAGGUUCUCAAAAAUACUGGCCAGAAUGACGACGUCAAGAAGCAGAGAUAUCUCGAAGAAAUAUACAGACUGAAGAACAAAAUUAAGGAUCAAGAGUUGCAAGAAGACUUGAGACACAACUAUGUUUACCAAAUAAUGUUUGAAAACUGGAAAAAGAAGCAUAAAGCUCUUGCUCCUUAUGAUGGGAAAGAAAUGAAACUCCCAGACAUUUGAGAUGAUGACAGGACCAGAAGGGAUGAAUGGCUUGAGUUUGAUGAAGAAAAGCUCAAGUUUCCUUCUCCUGAAGACAUCAAUAAUAUGGAUAUCAAAGAUGACUUCUUUGAUGUUGACAAGUUUCAUGAACUCAAUGUUAAAAGACUGAAGAAGUUGCCACGGAAAAUGAAAGAUGAAGACAAGAGGUUCAAGUUUGACAUCAACUUACUGGAUGAUAAACUCUUCGGCAAACUUGACACUGAAAGACAACAGAAAGAGACAGGAGCUAUUCAAGUGGCACCAAUGUAUUCAUCGAAAGAACAAAACAUUGAUGGGUUCAAUAAUGAGCGUAAAAUAUAUGCGAAUACUUUGAAAAGCACAGGAGCAUUUGAUAGUAAGCUGAAUAGAAGUCCAAGUCAAAACAUAUUUGAUGAAGCUCGACCUAAUAAGUUUAGAGACCCUGAUAUGAGGAACUCGUCAGUGUUCAAUAAAGAUGGAGACAGAGCUGGUAAAUAUAAAUCUCCAUUGAAGCUCGCUUCAGAAAUGAUAACUUCUUAACAUAAUGUUCCAUAAAUCAGACG